ACCGCACAGCACCGUGCAGCAGUCGGGAGAAAAGCGUUGCAAAAUAAAUAGAUCUAGUCCUUGUCGUAACAAUGUGCGGAGGUUUUACCUGCUCCAAGAACGCACUGAUUGCGUUGAACAUCCUCUACGUGUUGUUUGGCUUCCUGCUGAUCGGAGUCGGUGUGUACAGUCGGGCAGCAUCGAUCGUCACCAAUCUGCCAAUCAUCGGCGGUAUCCUGGUAUGCGGCGUCAUACUGAUCCUAAUUUCCGUGCUCGGGCUAAUUGGCGCUAACAAGCACCAUCAGGUCAUGCUGUUCUUCUACAUGAUCAUACUGUUCCUGUUGUUCUUGGUUCAGUUUUCGAUCGCGUGCAGCUGCCUGGCCGUCAGCUCGGAUCGACAGCAGCAGUUCGCCAAGCAAGGUUGGUCGUUGGCGCCGAUCGAACUCAAGAAAGAAGUCCAAGAUAAGUUUCUCUGCUGCGGUUUCAACGCAUCCACACCGUUGCACGGCGACGACGAUGGGUCACAUCCGUCCUGUCAGCAGGUGAACCAGGUGUGCUGCCCCGCAAUCGGUCCCACGGACUGCCAGUGUCCGCCGUGCAGUGUGAAGCUCGAGAACAACAUCGACUAUGCGUUCCGCCUGACCGGUAGCAUUGGAUUAUUCUUCAGCUUCACUGAGUUUGCUGGUGUUUGGCUUACCGUGAAAUACCGCAACCAAAAGGACCCCCGCUGUAACCCGAGCGCGUUCCUCUAGAUCAUCGCUAUUUUCCUGACGCGCCACUAUCGCAACUUGCAGGAUCCUGAUCACCUUCCGGCACGGGCCAUUUUUCCACACAGUAACUACGUUUAUUGAAUCGCAAAAUGCAAAUUGCGCGACAAAAUGACCGAAGCGUGGUUAAGAUGGCAAUGUCAAACGCGCUGAGGAUUGUGAUAGGCCAACGAGAUCAUUUCUGCAGCAUCAACGACUCUCUAAUCAUCACUCUGUGAUGCAUUGUGCUGUGUGUGUGUGUGUGAGAGAGAGAGAGUGUGGCUGCGUAAUCAUGUUUUCCAAAGAUUUUUUGAAGGGGUCCGGCCAAACGACUUCCCUCCUAGACCGGAUGCAAUUAGAUGCUGUCGAACUUACGGCCCAGUCCAACAAUCUCACUUAUGUUCGUGACAGACCCAUGGCAGCAUUUCUUUUUCCCUCUUAAAGAACGGGUUGGAUCGGGAUUUACUAUGGUAGCAUAUGGUAGGCAUUAUUAUUACGACGCCGCAUUGGCUUUCUUUUCAUGGAGUGCAAUCAGUGACUGUUAUAGUUUUUUGUUUUUUUUUAGCCAAUUGUGUAUCGAUGUGAUCUAUUAUAUUAUCAGUUUUAAAAAUAGCGUAUGUAGAUCUUACAAGGAUAUAAAAACCACCAGGUCAAGUAAACACAGUAAAUUUUCUAAAACUAAACGAGAUAAACAUCGAUGAGCUGUGGUACAGUAUCAAGCAGUCGAAACAUUUCAUAAACAGAUUGCGGUACAGAGCUGAUUUUAGUUAAUUUUUCUCUGCCAAUUAUUUUAGUCUAUAUGGAACGUGCGUGUCACAUAUCGUAUAGUGUGUAAACUAAAGGCUGGACACAGUUAUUCAUCGUAGACAUCGCAUCAGUGUUACUAUAUACUCGCAAAGUGGUAGCACUGUGGUGGUGGUUGCAUAAUGUGUGUAUCUCCAUUUCUUGUCAAUACCAGCCCAUUUUAGGAAGUUCUAAUGCUCACUGGUUUAGCUCAAUGAUAGCGUAUCAACUGGCUCAAUAUAUCUAUCGAAUUAGAACGACUUUCACGACUCUGUGCAAUAGGGUCGAUGUGCGUGAGGGCACAAGUAGAAGCAAAACAAUCUCUAAAGCAGUAGCUCGAUCUAAUUGAUGUUCGUGAAAUCAAUGUUUCGUCACCAUCCAGAAUGUGACGCUUUCCACUACUUAAGAAGAUCUAACUUGAAUUGAAUACUCCAACGCGCUCCAAAUAAUUUUAUCGUAAUUCGCGCUUUCGUUUGAAAUGGAUCUUACGAGCAGUGUUAAUAAUCCAACCAACAUCACAUUACCUAUUAGUGGCAUGUGCAAUUUUGUUUGACUUUUUUUUUCUCACAACACAAUAUCUUUUAUUUUUCCUAUAUAUUUUGCUUUGCUCGGCUUAGUCACGGUUUAGAUAGAAAAAAGAAACUGCACUGUUGAAAGUCCUCACUCCGCAAUACUCCACUUAAUAUGUGACUAUAAGGCGCGUUAAGACAAGCUAUGAAAGAGUCUGAAAUACAUA
This is a messenger RNA of Anopheles bellator, 2244 nucleotides long. RefSeq names its product tetraspanin-31 (gene Tsp97E). The record is from RefSeq and is a predicted model, not a curated record. The transcript has 5 exons. Gene Ontology annotation, cellular component: membrane. Lineage: Eukaryota; Metazoa; Arthropoda; Insecta; Diptera; Culicidae. Bases 72 to 731 code for a protein of 219 amino acids.